AUGACCGCCGCCAACGAUGAAGAAGGCAUAGAGCGGAGGGAAGGCGGAGAGGGAGAGACCGGAUCUCCUUCAGACAUGGAGGGGCAGGAGGAGACCGAGGAAGAAUCGUCUUCGGAGGAAGAGGAAGAGGAGGAGGAGGAGGAGGAGGAGGAGAAGGCGCCCCCGGUGAAGAUAUGGGUGUGCAAGCACGUCCGGAAAGGGCUGGCCGAGCCAGUCAACAAGUCCGGGGAGUGCGCGGCCUGCAGAAACGCCUCCAUCAAGACCAGGGCCGGCAUCAGGAUGUGCAAGCAUGUUCGAGAGGGGGAGGCGAGGGCGUACGGGCGGGGGCCCGGGGACUACGGAAAGGGCCACUGCCGGGAGUGCUUCAUGAAGCGGUACCCGGUGAAGAAGGUCAAGGUCCCGAGGCCAAGGCUAUGGCCGAGUUGCACCAUGCCCGCCUGCCGCAGGAGGCACCACGCGUGGGGCAUGUGCGCUCCGUGCCUGGCGGAGUUCAAGGCCAAGCAUCCCAAGUGCAACCCGCAGGCGCAGAAGCGCAAGUCGGGCAGGCCCGCGCACAAGUACACGGGGGCGGACGCAGAGUUGACGGACUCCUCGGAUGAUGAAGGGUCAAGGGCUACCGGCAAGAGCACCGGUGCCCGAGCUCGCAAGGUCGGCUCUGGUAAGAAGGGCGUGGAGCAGGAGGAAAACGACGAUGGUGCUGCGGAGAUGACGAGCAAGUGUUGUUCUGGGGAUGGGAGCGGGGAAGGGGAAGGGCGGAGCUUGGGCAGGGGCAAGAGGGGCGGCGGCGGGGGGGAUGCGCGUCGCCAGGGGAAGCGGGCGAAGGUGGUUGGCGUGGCGGAGGGCGUGACGGAAGACCCUACGUGCUUCUACUGCCAAAAGGCGGCCGGUCAAGAUGCCAAGGAUGAGCUCAUGUACUGCGCGGACUUUGACUGCAACCGCCGCGUGCACAUGAAGUGCUGCACCCCUCCGGUCAAGGAGGUGCCCGACAGAUUCUACUGUCAGCGGUGCGUGGACGCCGGCAAGGACACUGCCUGCGAGGACCCUUGCCUAGCCUGCGGGAGCAACGACCGGGACGACCUGAUCCUUGUAUGUGAUAGGGACAAGUGCUACAACUACUUCCACUGCUACUGCCUACCGCAGCCCCUGGACACGCCUCCGGAGGGCGAGUACGUGUGCCCGCUAUGCACGGGAGAGGAGCUGGAGAGAGGCCUGGUCAUCGCCAAGAGGUCUGGCGGAACUCGCCCCCCUCGCGCUGUCCCGCCCAGGAAGGUGGAGGACGAGAUGGAGGAGAAGAAGAAGCGGAGGUGCAGCUCGUGCUUGAUGAGGUGCGCGUCUCAGCCCAUGUGGGCUUGCGGCAGCGGGAAGGAGCUGUGCGAGGGGAUGUUGUUCCACCGCAAGUGCUUGGCGAGGGGCAAAGCCACGAGGCAGGCAACGACCACAUCUUCAGAGCUGUGGGGAGUUCCAGGGGGCGUUGGCCUGGCGGGGGUGCUGGGCGGGGUAGGGGCGGAGGUGAUGGAGUUGAGGGACAGCGAGAACUUCCGGCUGUGUUGCCCGGAGUGUGGGUACGACCUUCUGAAGGUGGACGUCGUGGAUGUGCUCACUCAGGAGCAGACCUACGAGGGCACGCCCGAACAAGAGCAAGCGUACAAGACGUUCGAGAGGGCUCUCAAGGUUUCACUGGAGGACCCCCGGUUCGGCAUCGGUAAGACUCGCGAGGAGUUCGAGGACCCCUUCAAGGGAUCCAUUGGCUCCGGGUCCAACCGCACUGCAAUGUAUGGCUCGGUCUUCGAGGCGGCGGUGGACCUAAUGUUCCGCAAGAGCAAGCUCACGGCAAACCACAAGUUCCUCGACAUCGGCUGCGGCAUCGGAUCGAUCGUGCUGCAGGCGGCGGCGUGGGCAGGGUGCCAGGCAGCGGGCAUCGAGAUCGUGGAGGACCGCUUCGCAGGCGCCGUGGAGUUGCAUUCCGCCUUUCAGAAGGCGGUGUUCGCCGAGAGGGAUCUGGGGGCGCUGUUGCACCCAGAUGUGGUGGAGCAGAAGGUCCACCUUUUCAAGUCGCCAAGGGCUGUUUCUAAGGCCAGGGGGAGACCCCCGAGGUUGGGGACGCGAACUUCUUUUUCUUCAACAAUAGCAGCGGCGGGUUCAACAACAGCAAGGCGUUGGCUCCUGAAGAAGCUCAAGAACGAUCCGAGGAACAACGGGAAAAUACUCGUGACCCUUGAGCACAUCGCGGAGUGGCAGCCCACCUGCUGGGAGCGGCGGUCGUACAAGUACAGCGAGUGA
Ectocarpus siliculosus is the source of this 2280-nucleotide messenger RNA. NCBI's taxonomy places the organism in Eukaryota, Phaeophyceae, Ectocarpales, Ectocarpaceae. The record is from the annotation of a GenBank genome assembly.